Messenger RNA from Sphaerodactylus townsendi, 4217 nucleotides. RefSeq lists its product as uncharacterized. Gene Ontology annotation, biological process: regulation of signal transduction. Lineage: Eukaryota; Metazoa; Chordata; Lepidosauria; Squamata; Sphaerodactylidae. The record is from RefSeq and is a predicted model, not a curated record. The transcript is spliced from 16 exons. Gene Ontology annotation, molecular function: G-protein alpha-subunit binding. Bases 391 to 3135 code for a protein of 914 amino acids.
CUGUCUCCUGCUAGGACAGUCUUUUACUUGGAAUACAAACUGGCAAAGCUGCUGAUAUGUCCACUAGAUGAAAACUACCCAGAGAGCCGCUAUGAACUUGGGGGCUACAGUCGCCAAUCUGACAGUGCUGCAGUCUCCAGUAUUCCCAGUCAUCCAUCAACAGCUAGGCAGCCCACUGGGGUCCCAAGUCAUGUGCGGCUGAGACUUCCUAGUCAAACUCAGAGCAGCCCAGCUUGCCUAGGAUUCUUUACACGUUUUUCUGGGCAAAUCCCCGUGGAGUUCCCUAGCAUCUUGAGCUGGGACCAGUUUCCAGUUACAGAAUGUAUAAGCAGGCUGCAGCUCCAGAGUCUUCUGGCUGACUCCAGUGCAGAAAGGACAAAUGGAAGGCUCAUGAGUGGCUCUACCAAUGUGGAUGAACCAGUGGGCUCUCCAGUUCCCCUGAGCAGAGGUGCUCUUGGUUCCUUGCCUGAUGAAGAGCUCCCUGAGCUUCAAAUUGAUUGGAGUUGCGAGAAGACAUUCUCAGAACCCAGGAAGGUUUUGCAAUUUGACCUGAAGGAAGUAAAUAACCCUAAGGAAGAGCAGCUGGAUCCUUGUUUGGCUUAUGGCUUUGGAAAUGCUGUUCUGCAGCAGCUAAAAGAAGAUGUCCUAGGGACUAAAGCUGGUAUGAAUUGUUUCAGGGAGUUCCUCCAUGGCACAUUAGGGAUCUAUCUCUUAGACUUCUGGAUUGAUUGUGAGGACUUCAUGGAGCACACCAGGCACUUGGAGGCCACAGCUACACCACAAGAGACCUGGCUAUUCUCUUUUAAUGCUCUCCGGAGCAUUCAGGCCAAGUACAAGUUGACCGUGCCUCCUGCUUCUCAAGAGCCAUUUGGUGAACCUGCAGGCACUCAGGAGACAGCUUUUGUUGCCCUGAGCAGGAAACAAUAUGAUGCUUUGAGACGCUUGCGCUCUUACUGGGUCCCUCGGUUUCUCAUCCACCAUCAGAGGACACAGCAUCUCAGGCUUGAAGAUGAUUCAGGCUCCCAGAUCCAGGAGGAGCUACUGCCGAGUCCUGGCUUCCUGACUUCUUGUAAUGUAGGAGCAUCAUUUUUUGAUCUAUCCAAGGAGAAAAGAAAGAGCAGAUUUGGAUCUACCAGGGAGCCCAACUUUCCACUGGACCCCUUUGAAAUACUGAUGACCACCCGGUUUCUCCAGGUAUUGAUGUGUUAUCUGGGGGAUGGAAACAGUUUUCUUCAUUACUUGACUCGGUUUGAAGAUCCUGAUAAGGUUCAUAACCUGUUGCUGUGGAGGAAACUGAAGUUAUAUGAGGCUGCAUGUGAGCAGCAGGCAAGCCAGCCUGAACUCCAUCGUAUUGCCUUGCAAAUAUUUCACAUAUUUCUGGCACCUAAUGCUGAAUGCAACACAGGGCUUAGUUCCAGUCUGCCAGAAUAUAUCCAGAUUCUUGAGAGGCUGCUUUGCUUUGACCGUGGAGACCUGACAGCUUCCACUUUUGAACCACUAUCUCACUAUGUGCUUGCUGUUCUGGGAGAGGUGUGGCUCCAGUACCUUCGUCAUGAAGUAACAACAUUCCUAGAGUGUUGUGUACCAACAUCAUGCUUUGAUAUCCAAAGUACUGGGAGCAAAAGCAGCAGAGUAAAACUGGAGACAGAUAAGAGGAUAAAUAAGCAACAGAGACGGGAUACUUGGAUUCAUGACACAACAGGCGGCAAGCUGCACAGGAAAAGGCAAAGGAAUAAGGCAGUCCUUGAUCCUCAAAGUGCAGGCAGUGCUGACCAAGAGACCAAAGAAAGAGUCCCAACCCCCAAAUCUCAACAUGUAGGCAGUGCUGACCAUGAGACCAAAGAAAGAGCCUCAACCCCCAAAUCUCAACAUGUAGGCAGUGCUGACCAUGAGACCAGAGAAUGGUUACCAACCCCUGAAAAUGCAUUAGACUUUCUUGGCAACAUGGUUGUGUUAAAGGUCUAUAGAAAGGCAGCUAAAAAAAUGCAGGAUGUGGAGCUGCAACGGAUUCUGAAACUACUGCAGGAAGUAGAAGUUUGUUGUGAUGAACCGCAGAAACGUCUAAAUACUUGGGACAAGCUAGGGGCUGUUGGAUUGAGAGCUGGUUUCCCAGAAGACCUGAAGAUGAGGCUAAAGGAAGAGGUAGCCCAGGGAGAAAUAAGUGACUGCAGCUGGAAUGAAAUCAGAAUUGCCUUGCGUUCAUUCAUUGCUCCUGCUUUUGAGAGGUUUUGGGAGGAGGUGAGUGAGGGGUUGAAGAAGCAUGGAGUGCAACCCUCUCAAGUUGCAGAGGAGCGCUGGUGUCAGCUGGAGCCGUUUCUACACUUGAUAGCUACUAAAGUGGCUCUCAGAAGUUUAAGGAAGCGAAAAACUAAGGAUGGCUCAGCAGCCACUGCUAAGCCUACCAAGGAAGACAAAGCCUCUUUUUGGCAGGCUUUGAGGUGUGCUGCAGAAGGCUGGCCCACCUUGGAGGUGCUCCAUUUCCUCAAACACCUCCAGGUGCAUGGUCCCCCUGUGCUGGAGAGUGGCCUGCAUUUUCUUCUGGAGGUAGAGAAAUUCAAGAACGCCCAUCACGCCUGGCCUGACCUGGCUCUACUGAAAAAAAAGAUCGAGGUGAUACGUGAUUGCUUCCUUGCUUCUCAGAUUGAACCCCGAUUGCAGGUUGCAAUGGAUGCUCAGAGGCUGAAGAGAGCAAUCCAGGCUGCUGAGAAGGCCCUCCAGAAGGAGAUUCUUGUGCCCCCUCCAAGCUUGUUUGAUGAGCUGAAGAAUUCAAUCUUCAACAUCUUGCUGCCCUACUGGGCUGCCUUCCAAAAGUGCUGGCUCAAGCUCUCCCCAGCAAGUGCACAGAAAACUCCAGUGCUGAGAAAUCAGCUGCUCCUCCAGAAGAGACGGGCCAAGUUUGAAUGCCUAUGGAGGCCACCACAUAUUCUCCAGCUUCCCCCACUUCAGCCUCCGGUGGAUGUCCAGAGGGCUCAGGCUGGUUUUACCUACACCUUCUCCAUUAGCAGAGGCCUCACGCAGCAGGACAUCAACAAAGAAGGCAUAAGCCCCAGUAAAACUAGUUCUGUGCUUGGAAACAAGAAAAGGAUGGGUGGAUUGCAGUUGCCAUCACUUUCCAAUGUGCCAGCAUUGAUCUGAGGCAGGAAGAAGGAAGAUAUCAUUGCACAGAUCCCGAGGCUUUGCUGUUAACACCGAGUGGCAGCUUGAAGCAGUCUGCAGAGUGUUCUACAAUCAUGCUUUGAGAAAAUGCUAGCUUGAUUUAGCAGAGGAACAAAAAAGGAUAAACUGAACAGCUAAGGGAUGAACUCAAUACAUACCUACUACUGGCCAGGGCUAUAAUGCAAAGCAUUUAAAUGUGACUGAAAUUGUUGAGGAUCCUUUAAGUGCCAAGAUUUCAAGACCUUUGGGUGAUCUCCUCAAUGCUACCAAUCUUUACCAAGCAGGGUUAUUGUCUAUGCUGAUGGAAUCAUGAUUAGUUUCUGCCAUCCAGGAGGCAGAGCCGUCUUCCUGCCCCUACUGCUAAUGUUACAGGGGUGGUUCUAAGAAGCACAGAGCUGCAAAAGAACAGCUUGCUCUCCCUUCAGGGAAGAGUCACUCCCCCCCUUCCCCCAGGAUUUCCUGCUCUAACAUAUUAAAGUCACUUAGCAGUUGCUGGCCCUUUUAUCCUUAGGAAAGUCAUUUCUUGAACAGCUGAAAGCUGUCGCCAGACCACAGCAGUGAAACAAUGUUAGAGGUUAAUUGUGCAGCUGUGCUUGAUUCCAGUCUGAGUUGGGAUAGCCUGCAGAUAGGCAGACACACUUGCUAAUUACAACUGCCCUUCAUUCCAUAAAGCCCUCCUCCUUCUAGUCAACCCUGUGUGGUCUAGGCAGGCCCGAAUGGAGCUGCCAGGCAUUCAUGUUCUUCUCCUCACUGGCCAGCAAAAGGGUAGUAUAGUUAAUAAUCUGGAUUUUGCCUUAGAAGGGCUAUGGCAAAACAUGUACUGGCUUGUGGCAACUGUGAGCAGGAAGUGUAUGUGGUGGAAAUGGAACAAAACUAAUGAGGGAUGAAGACAAUCCAGACUUGUUCAGCCAUGCUACUGACAGCUUGUCAGAUACUCAUAGGCAUGGCUAGUUCAAAUUACCAUGUAUUCUUAUCUCAUUUUUUAAUUCACUUUUACUUUCUGUAAAUCUCUGUUUAUCCACUUUGCACUUCCCCUCCCAAAAGUAAAUUCAUAAACUCUU